Messenger RNA from Ahaetulla prasina, 6626 nucleotides. RefSeq names its product CTD small phosphatase like (gene CTDSPL). NCBI's taxonomy places the organism in Eukaryota, Metazoa, Chordata, Lepidosauria, Squamata, Colubridae. The transcript has 8 exons. The coding region runs from base 965 to 1792 and encodes 275 amino acids. Gene Ontology annotation, molecular function: RNA polymerase II CTD heptapeptide repeat phosphatase activity. The record is from RefSeq and is a predicted model, not a curated record.
CAGAUGGCGGCGGAGCGGCCCCGCCCCGUUGUUUACUGGUCCGCCGGGGCCGGCUGGCUGCUGUGAGGCGGCCGAGUGAGCAGGCGCCGCGCGGCUUCCCGCCUCCCUGGUGAUGCCUGAGGCGGCGGUAGAGGCGGCGGCGACGGCGGUGGGGUCCUUGCCGUUCCCUUCCACCUGGUCGGGGCCGCGGGGCGGACGGCGGGCGGAGCAUCCGGGGCGCUGAGGGCGGCUGUGGCGCAGCGGCGACGGAGGCGGCCGCCCUCAGGCGCGGGGAAGAGCCGGCGGGGGCGGGAUGAGGUAAUGGGGGGCGGCACGUGAGGGGGCCGCUUCCUCCUCCUCCUCCUCCUCCCGGCCAUCCAAGCCGCCUGACGGUGCCAUGAAAGCGCCCGGGGGCUGCCCGGGGGUCGCCCGCCUUUCCCCAAGCCGCGCCGGGGUCCGAGGCCAGCCGUAACUGGGGAGGGGGCGGCGGCGGCAGCUCCUCCUCUGCUGGGCCGCGGGAGACGAAGGGAGAUGCUCCGCCGACCUGCCCUGUCAACGCGGCCGUUUUUGCUCCUUUAGCCGCUCCUUUCGCCUCGGGGAGGGGGGCCCAAUUUCAGAAACCCCUCCCCUUUUUAAAUUUUUUCCCCCCUGCGGGGAGGGGCGUGUUUUUGGUUUUUUUUGGACUCCCUCCGCCCGCGAAGGCCGGUCCGAAGAGAGAACCGGUGUGUGUUUGUGGCUACUCCACCCCCUCCUUCCCGCCCUCGCCCCCUUUUUUGGGGGGGUGGCUUGCUUCGGCUUCGUUUUGGAGGAGUGGUUUUUUUGCCCCCUCCCCUUCGGCUCUCCCCCCACCACCACCCUCGCCCCAUUUAUAAAUCCGCCUCUCGGCUUCCUAAAAGGAAAGCUUAAUUAAAAAGUGCCCACCAAAGCUGCCUCUGGGAGGGAAAUAGCCAGGUGAAAAAGAAAAAAAAAAGCGCACUCAGUUUCCAUGGACAACCCGUCCAUUAUCACCCAGGUGACUAACCCCAAAGAAGAAGAAAUCCUGUCUUGCUCUCAGGAUAAAGUGUCCCAAUGUAAUCUCAGUUUGAAAAAGCAGAGGAGCAGAAGCAUCUUUAGCACUUUAUUCUGCUGCUUUCGUGACUACAAUGUUGAGCCUCCAGCUCCUAACAGCACCGGUGUCCUUCCUCCAUUGGUGGAAGAAAAUGGCGGGCUUCAAAAGGGUGACCAGGUGCAGGUCAUUCCCAUUCCAAGUCCACCAAUUAAAUACCUCUUGCCAGAAAUGACAAUAUCUGAUUACGGGAAGAAAUGUGUGGUCAUUGAUCUUGAUGAAACAUUAGUGCAUAGUUCCUUUAAGCCAAUUAGCAAUGCUGAUUUCAUUGUUCCCGUUGAAAUUGAUGGAACUAUACAUCAGGUUUAUGUGUUGAAACGACCACAUGUGGACAAAUUUCUUCAGAGAAUGGGAGACCUUUUUGAAUGUGUGUUGUUCACAGCAAGCCUAGCAAAAUAUGCAGAUCCAGUGGCAGAUUUGUUGGAUCGUUGGGGUGUGUUUACGGCUCGGCUCUUCCGGGAAUCCUGUGUUUUCCACAGAGGAAAUUAUGUGAAAGAUCUUAGCCGGCUUGGACGAGAUUUGAGCAAAGUCGUCAUCAUAGACAAUUCUCCUGCAUCUUACAUCUUCCAUCCUGAAAAUGCUGUGCCUGUUCAAUCCUGGUUUGACGACAUGACAGACACAGAAUUGUUAGACCUUAUUCCUUUCUUCGAAGGAUUAAGCAGAGAGGAGGAAGUCUACACCAUGCUCCAUAAGCUGUGUAACAGGUAGUCCCUUGAACGCCUGUCCUGUUGCAUCACCUGAAGCCUCUCUCGGAGGCUCCUCUGGAUAAACCUUCAGCGCUUCUGAUCUUCCCUCUGUCAUGAAAGACAAUCGCGACCCAGUGCUUCUAAAUCAUGAGAUUGACUAAUGCUCCGUGAGGCGAACGGCGUAUUAAUCAAGAAAAAAGAAAAGAUGAUGAAAAAGAAGCUAUUUUGAAUGGGACGUUUAACGCAUUUCAUAAAACAGGCGCGUUUUACAAAUUCUGCUUUUUUUUUUUUCCUUAAACCAUGCCAAAAAAGAAAAAAAUAUGAACGCUUGGUGUUAACUUCACCAGUCAAGUCAUCCCCCCUCCCCCUCCCCCACUCCCAGCUCAUCCUGCUAUGCAGAGUAUUUUUCCCACCCUGCCCUGCUUCACUAGAGCAGUUGACCUGACUCUGAACUUAAUUUCUUCCAGGACAAAGUGCCUUUUUGAAUGUUGUUUUAAGAUUUACAAAAAAAAAAAAAAUCACUUUUGUACAAGAGGUAUUUCCAGAAUCUUUUAGUCUUGUAUUGUUUAAAUGCUUGAAGAAGAAAAAAGACAAGAGUUGGGAGACUUUUUUUUUAUAGAGCAACUUAAAACUACGGAAUCAAAGAAGGAAUUUGGGGAAGGUUGUUACUGUCCUUAAAAUAUCAAUGGCUAUAUUUUGUACCGCAUUUGAAGCCCCAUACCAAUAGGUAGAAAUAAAUGGGGUAACUUCUAAGAUGGAGAUGCAGCUCCCUUACUAAUUUGGAUGACGUUUUGCACUUAGUUUAGGGCAUAUCUGUAUUUUCUUUUUUUUUAAUGGAGUAUAGCAAAAUGGAAUGGGAAAUGCCCUCCCUUGCAUUCCCUUCAAGAAGAAUCUUUGAUUGUGUUUGUUAACGCACAACUGCCAGGUGUGUCUGAGGUUAGGGAUGAAAUAGAGAGAAAGCAUAGAAGACAAUGAGUGUAUUUGUUCAGCGUGAAAUAUUUAUAGAGAGGUAUUGCCAACGAUGCUCUGAAAUCCCAGGGAAAGCGAAGUUUCUUCCCAUAACCCUCCUUCCUUUCCAUGGCCCUGGUGGGAGACAUUUCCCUUUAUAUAUUUUUUUUUAAAAUUGUGCCCUGUGUUUUUGUUUUUCCUCUUAAUUGCUGCUAACGAAGGCUCACCAAAUGGAACUGAACUUUGGCUGUUAUACUGUUCUUUGCCGCUGUGCCUCUGCUACUGGAAUUUCAAAAGCCCUUUACAUCCUUAGUUUCUGCCCAACGCAGACAUGUAUUAAUUCAAUUAAUUUCUUUUUUUAAAAUUCGGGGUUGUCACUAGUGUUUCCACCUUGGAAUUUUUCUUCCUUUCAUGCUUCUUCCAUUUUUGUUAAAAAAGAAAAAUAGGGAUGUUGGUUCUGUGCUUUAAUUCUAUGAUGGAACAUUUGAUUCUUCUUUUUCUUUCUAAACUGAUCUACUACAGUUGUUGCGUGAAGAUCCUUAGAACUAACAGCGUUUAGGGAAAAUCGGGUUGUUGGAAUGAAAUUUUUUUGGUAUUUUUAUUUGGUAUGUGUCUUGAUAUAGAACAAGGCUUGAUCUUUUUCUAAAAACCACAACCCUGUUAAGCAAAUUGGUCUGAGAGAAAGCACAAUUGCACCAUAUUGGGUAUUCUUUCUUUCUUUUGGUCAAUAUCAUCAAAUCAAUCUCUGUUGUUUAGAUGUAUGCAUUUUUUUCCAUCCUUGGAGGAAAACAUUGUGUAAAUAUCAAGAAUGUUGGCCUUCUCUGUGUUUGUUUCUCUCUCUUUUGAACCUCUCUCUAUAAGAGGGUGCAUAUCAGUCAUAUGUUUCCAUCUUCCUUGUAAAUUCGUUUUUAUUCUUCUUUACAGCAACCGAAGCCCUUUGAAAUGCUCAAAUUAGCCAUAGUGGACAAGAACUUUCUUUAAAACAUUUGGUGCUUAUCCCAGUAAAAAAAAAAAAAUACACCUCUCAGAAAUUACAGGUUCUUGCUCCUUGCCUUUGCCUAGUUUUCGUUGAAUUUGUUACAAAGGUUCAAAAAAGAAAAAAAGAAUCAGCUAAGAAGCAGAUGGGCCCCUCCUUUCAGGGUGAACAUUUAGGCCAACAUCCAUAGGCAGAAAACAGGUGAUCGGAGGCACAGUAAAAUGAAAAAGCCAAAAAUCAGACUUUUGACUCCAUCAAAGGGAUUUUUAAUCAGUGUUUGGAGAGCUCUACCAGUAUUGUAUAAGCAGGAUAGUCCUAUAUGAACCCCAAAAGAUUGCCUCUGCAUAUAUCUUUAUUUGACUUAUUGGAGGUUCUUCUUUAAUUGUACGUCUUGUCUGAUAUCAGAAUAAUUGUCUGAUAUUCAGAAUAAUAACACCUGGAGUGUUGGUGGUUUCCUUUGCUUUUUUUUUGUUUCCUUCUUUCUUUUGUUUGAAGUUUUAUUUGAGUGCUGGUUAAGUCCAUGAAGCUUAAUUUUAGUGAGAUCUUUAAUUUGGGUAUUUGAGUUCAAAAUAGUGGAGCAUUUAUACUGCCAAAGCGUGUUCUCUAAGCAGUAUUUUUUUUUUCUACUGUAUUUCUGGCUUUCUGAGCCUCAGAUGCAGUCUGCAGGGAAAAAGAAUUCAGGUUGUAACGGGGGCAAAUACGAUGGCAAUGGUUGGUAUUAAGUUGAAGAAAAAUUGCAGUGUUUUUUCUGGCUCAUCUUGAAUCUUUUGAUCUUCCCAGCAACCAGUUUCCAUCAUAUCUUGCCCUUUCUAAUAAUGUGUGUCUUUGACAGUUUUAUGCGAUCAGUUUGUGCAUAAUGCAGGACAUCUUGUUUGACUUUGCUUUUUUAUAAAAUCAGUGGGGUUUUUUUUCUCUCUAUCCAGUUGCCUUAAAUGUCUGUGAAUGAAUGUUGAUUAUGGAAAGUGUCUUGUAACAUGAUGGGAAUCCCACCUCCAACAGACAACAAGAACUUCCGGUGGGGGUCCCAAUUCUAAUAAAUUCUGAGAUGUGGAAAUUGAUCAAUUUUUUGAAGAUCGUACUUAUAACAAUCUGGUGCCUUUUCCUUACUUGGGCACGAUUUCAUUCUGGAGCUCCUCAUUUUUAUGUAGUCCUGAGAAUACAGGGUGUUAUUCAUGGAAAGCCGAAGAAAAGCUGUUUUAAAAUUUAGGCAUUACUUCUGUUUGCAUUGGUUUUUCUGAGGCAGUAUAUUUUUGGGGAAUUAUUUGUGAUGCAUCUUACAGCCAUAUUCAAGGUGCUUAGAAAUCCCUCAGAACUAUUGUCCUGGUUUUGAGACUGAUCUGUGAUCACUCACAUAUACAGUAAGAGGAAUAAAAUCAGCAUUUGUCCACUUCAUUGAGCAUUAACCUGAGUCCAGUCAGUUCCUUUCAAAUUCUUUAACACAAGGCAGGGCUUACCUUGUGCGCAAUAUGCAAUCGUGCAUGGCUGUAGCCUAAAAUUCUGUUGACAUCUACACAAUUUUCAGGCACACACUGACCAGUUGCAUUUGCCCUAGGUUGAACACAACAUGUUGGCCCUUUGUAGAAAUCUUAGCCAAGAUGGUGCUCUUGAUUGGAAGGUCAUGAGUCAACUACAUCUACUAAUAAUGCAAGUAAAAAAGGGCAGGGCUUCAGUCCUACGAUUGCAGCCAUCUUUAAUCCCCUAUCCCUGAUCCAUAACCCUGAACUUUUAACUUCUGCUUGCCUCUUGAGAAGUUCUGUUGUCAGUUGUAUGUUGGGAGAUUUUUAUGUGUAUGUGUGUGGGAGGGGGUGACUUAGAAAUGGGCACGAUGCAGCACCAGCACUUGAAGGGUUCCUAGAAUAUGAAAUUCCCUUCCUUCCUUCCUUCCUUUCACACCCAUCUUUUCCUUUUCCACUCCUCCCUUCCCCCUUUUAUUCCUCUCCCUCCCUUUUCCUCUCUCUCACACCCUUCCCUUUCUCCCUUUUAUUCCCUUCCUUUCCCUUCCCUUCAGUUUUCUUUGCACUCAUAAACACUACGGAGUCAUUGGGUAUCAUGGGAGAAUUAUGUCCACUCAGUCUUUCCUCUUGCUUGAUAAAGUUACUCAGUGAGUAACUUACACAGGGCAGAAAAGGAGGAAUGAGAGGCCUGAUGCACAUCUUCUAAACACUUGACAGCUCUGCAGAGUUGUUACGUCCAUUAUGUAUUUCAUUGUACUUAGUCUAAUUUACUUAACCUUCUAAUUUUGAUCUCAAGUUGGGAAGCAGAAUGCCCUGGAUGCCAGUAAAUAAAUAUCCACAAUAGUUAAGCAGACAAAUAUGGCUGUGUCCAGCAAUAUAUUUUACCAAAACUGGAAAGGGAUGGGAGGAAAACAGUCAAGAAAAUAAGGUGCACAGUUGUUCCUUCUUGCUCAACUUUUUGUACUGUAACUUUAAAAAAAAAAAACAGCAAGGAAAGCUUUUCAUUGACAAAUUGCUCCACCUCUAGAGUUGUUUAAUUUGUGGUGUGUACAGUCUCUAUUCCUGGCAUCAUUGAAGAAUUAGAAUGAAAAUGUGGAAAUUCUGAUCUCAAAAGACCCUGGAAAUAUCAGUGUAAAAAAAAAAAGCUGUAGUCUAUAUAUAUAUAUAUAUAUAUUUUCCAAAAUGAAAAAAAUUGCUCUAUAGAUUUGUUUUUCUAAAAAUAAUAAUAAAACACCAAACCGCACAGUCCUAUUGUAAAUUGAAUGUUUUUGCCUCUGAUUUAAAGGUGCUGCAACAAUUACUUUGACUGGGAAGGCAAGUUGGGAUUGAAAAAAAUGGCUUGAAAUCCUAUCAGCUACCUAUGCAAAAUAAAUAAAAGCUGACUAUUUUUUUUCUAUUUUAUUCCUGGGAACUAUGAAAAGAUCACAAGCAAUGGGUGAACUGUUUGUUAAUCUAAUAAAGGAACUGUUUACACACUU